AUGUUUCCAACCAGAAACGUCCAAUUAGUUCAUGGAACUAAUGAACGAGUUGUCGAUAUAGAAUACCCCGACCUUUUCCCUUCAACUUUACCAGAGACUUUUAAUGUGUUUCAGACAGAAAUCCCACGCCGGUCACUUACUGCAGUGUCACUUAAAUAUUUGGAAUGUGCAAAAAGAGAGUUUCAAGCGAAUGGAGUCGACUUAAAAGUCCAACUGAUGAAUACAUUUGACAAUGCCCCUCAAGAUACAGUCUAUGAAGUCUUAUCAUAUUGGUCCCGGAAGCCCAAGAAUUAUUCAUUCUGUGAGAUCCAAAACUACUACCAGUUUCCCGUCAAGUCAUUGAAUGAGAUCACUGCUCUUUCUCAAUUGUUACAAAUCGACUUUUUACAUCGGAAAUAUACCAAUUUGUCCAACACAGAAAAGUGUAUAGUGAGAGUUGCCUGUGUUCUCUUACGACAUCCAAAAGUCAUUAGUUUUCAAUAUUUAAAUUAUUCAUGUAGUGAGAUAAUCACAGGACUCAAUUUGAUAUCAAAAUUUGUGCCAGUCGUUCUCUUUUUUUCUGAUUACAAUCACGACGUCUCAUUCUGUUCAAACUAUUUUUCCACACUUCCUGUGGACGUGGAGAAAGGCCUUCAACCUUCAAAAUUUAAAGUGUUCAGAACAACAAAGAAGAAGAUCUUCACGAGAAAACUUGAUAAAGUCAAGUAUUGUAUUACUCAAUUGUUCUCAUUAAGUGCUUUGUGGGCACUCUUCUCAAGUUUUUCGUAUGAGUGGUCGAUGCAAUUCAUACACACGGCUUCACGUAAAUAUCGGACGGCGUGGCGGCAUCCUGUGAAUAUCAUAUUACACGCUUUACAAUACUUAUUAGGUGGAAUUAUUAUCGGCUCGGUCUUCUUCAGAAUCGACUUCAAUCAGACAAACUUAAACAUCCGAUUCAACGUCUUGUUCUUCGCAACAAUAUCAAAGACAUUAUUCACUAUCGACCAAGCAAUUGCUUCGGUAUAUAACAUGCGAAGUAUUAGAAAAGAGAAUAAGACACAUAAGGUCUAUGCCUCGGCUUAUAUAUUAGCCGAUUAUGUCUACAACUUCCCUUCAAUGCUCAUCAACCCGACACUCUAUGACGUCAUCUUUUAUCCCCUCGCAGACUUCAAGCCGAGCGUUUCUCGGUGGUUUUACUAUUACUUUACUUCACUGUUAUCUACUCAAUUAAAUAACGCUAUGAGCGCAUUCAUUGGGUAUAUCUUCGACGGUCUCAAAAUAGCAACUUUACUUGAGAUGGCGACACUCUUCUUCUUAUUCAUCUUCUCGGGAACAUUCAAGAACUCGACUAAUCUACGGGGGUGGGACAGAUGGUUGUAUACAAUCAGUUUUUAUAGACUCUCUCAUAACGCUUUCUCGACUAUUUACUUCAAAGGAGUCGACUUGCCGUGCGACUAUGAGGACUUAAAAUUAAACAACUGCUUAUAUCAAAACGGCGAUGACUUAUUACUUAAGAAGGGAAUUAACACGUCAUUAACUCGAAACAUCUUAUUUCUUCUUUUCUAUAUCGUCAUACUCAGAUCCGCUGCCGUCGUCUUAAUUAAAUUCCACCUCUUCUGGGACGAGUUUAAUAUUAAUCUCCACAAACUCCCAUUUCUCUGUGGUAUUUUCACUCACAACAGAAGAAUUAAAUGGUUUUCUUAG
This is a messenger RNA of Entamoeba invadens IP1, 1683 nucleotides long. RefSeq names its product ATP-binding cassette transporter, putative. Lineage: Eukaryota; Evosea; Mastigamoebida; Endamoebidae. The transcript has a single exon. The coding region runs from base 1 to 1683 and encodes 560 amino acids. Gene Ontology annotation, cellular component: membrane. The record is from RefSeq and is a predicted model, not a curated record. Gene Ontology annotation, molecular function: ABC-type transporter activity.